Bactrocera neohumeralis is the source of this 1809-nucleotide messenger RNA. RefSeq names its product CDK5RAP3-like protein. Gene Ontology annotation, biological process: regulation of mitotic cell cycle; regulation of cyclin-dependent protein serine/threonine kinase activity. The transcript has 4 exons. NCBI's taxonomy places the organism in Eukaryota, Metazoa, Arthropoda, Insecta, Diptera, Tephritidae. Gene Ontology annotation, cellular component: endomembrane system. The record is from RefSeq and is a predicted model, not a curated record. The coding region runs from base 101 to 1639 and encodes 512 amino acids.
UAUUUUGACUGAAUGAAUGAAAGAAGCAGAGCAGAAAAUAUUUUGUUUGCGUGGACAAGUACAAUAAAAUAUUUUUGUUUGAUACAUUAAACUAAUUAAAAUGAAUGAAGCAGAUAUUCCGAUUGACAUCCACACUCUGAAGCUGCAGGAUUGGUUGGUAAGCAGAAGGAUUGUGCCCAAAACUAUUCAAAAGAAUAUCAAAGAGAUACGCACAAAGAUUUCAAAUGCUCUUCAAGAUAUGCCAGCCAAUGAUCAACUGAUUAAAUUAUUGUCAGGGACCAACAUAAACUACUAUCACUGUAAAGAAAUUGUUGAGAUUCUGAAACAAACGGAAAAGGAAACAAAAAGCGUAUUUGGAACGUAUGGAAGUCAGAGAAUGAAGGACUGGCAGGAAAUACUACGUCUGUACGAAAAAGAUAACGUCUAUCUUGCAGAGUCCGCCCAAAUAUAUGUGCGCAAUGUGAAUUAUGAAGUGCCUGGUAUUCGAAAGCAAAUGACAAAAUUAGAGCAGCAAAGCGAUGAAUGUUUAAAAAGGGUUCAAGAUCUUGGCAAACCAGAAUCACAAUUACUGGCCGAACAUGCUUCACUUUUGCAACAAUUGGGGGUUAAAGGUGAAAAUUUGCGAGAAGAAUUCCUACAAGUUUUGUCUAAGUUACCAGACAUGUAUGCCAAUUCAAUAGGUGAUAUUGGCAAAUUAGAAGAAGCAAUUAACUUAUUCUCUGAAGGAAGUAACAAACAAAUUUUACCCAUACUACGCCACCUUAUCGAAUUUGGCAACACAACCGUUUAUCAAUAUGUGCACAAAGAAGAACCUUUAACUAUUGAAGAACCCACAAUUAAAUUAAAUUUAAAUGAUGACACUUUGACUGGUAGUGCAGAUGAUAAUGAAAUCGAUUUUGGUGGCGAUGAUAAUGGAGGCACCUCAUCUACAAUAUCGGCAGAAAUUAUUGAUUUCGGAGAACUCAAUUUAGAUAGUAACAACUGCGCUAUAGAUUCGGAUGGAAAUGGUGGUGACAUUGAUUGGGGCAUUGAAAGUGGUCCGAGUGAGGCUGUAGAGAUAAAUUUUGACAUUCCUAUUGAAGAAUACGGUAUAGUUAUUGAGGGGACUGGCAUGGAUGGUGGCAUUGCUAAAGGAGAACAAGCUUACUCAAUUCUUGAUUCACCCAGUUAUCGGGAUAGAUUUCUCGAUGAAAUUUACGAACUUGAUGCAUUUUUACGUAUGCGACUUUAUGAACUUAACCAAUUGGAAGCUUCUAGCAAUAUUAUGUUUUCGCUGAUGGAUAGCAUUUCCACAUAUGAUGCAGAGAGUAUACGAAAAAUGUUAAAGAAUAUUGAUCAAAUUUUGGGUGAGGUAUGUAACGAGCAAACUCGCCACCUUUUCCAAUUAAAACAUUCGCCUAAAUAUGCUGAUUUGUUGGCAAAUAAGUUGCGACAAAUGACAAAGGCCGUUGAUAAAAUACGUGAGACGAAAGAAGUUCUUAAAAAACGUUCUUUGGAGUUAAAACAACAGCGCGUAGAUUUGAACCCAAUUUUAGCGGAGCUAAUAUCACAAACGAAGAAGCUCCAAAUACAUAUUGAGAAUGAUAUUUCCAAACGUUACAAAAAUCGUGUAGUAAACCUGAUGGGAGGAGUAAACUAAUGGUUUGUUGGAAAAUUUAGGUGAUUUUGUUAUGUAAUAAUAUGCAAUUAUUAAAAUUAUGUAAAACAUGUACUGUGUUUGAUGAUGUUCUAAUAUUUGAUAAUAUUAAUAAUAAUAAUUAUUAUAAAAACAUCGGAAAAUAAAGAAUUCAGCAUUUUCACAAAAUACAA